Messenger RNA from Carassius gibelio (silver crucian carp), 3779 nucleotides. RefSeq lists its product as uncharacterized. Lineage: Eukaryota; Metazoa; Chordata; Actinopteri; Cypriniformes; Cyprinidae. The transcript is spliced from 4 exons. The coding region runs from base 379 to 1023 and encodes 214 amino acids. The record is from RefSeq and is a predicted model, not a curated record.
CACUUAAUAAAUGUUAAUAAGGAGAUUAUACAUGUUUUAAGUACAUCAUUUAUAUGUUUCCCACUUACCUGUGUAUUCACAUAAAUGAUAUAGAUAAUUUCUUUAAAACACAUUUAGUGUUGAUUUGUAAUUUGUAAUUUAUUUGUGGCUUGAUUUAAGUUUUAACAGUUUUGCAGUUGUGCUCUGAAACAAUGACAGUUUCUAAUCGUAUAAUAUCUGGUUUAAGCUUCUUUUAGUUGUGUAUUCAAUGUAAAAUCAGUAUGUCAAAUGUUUUUUUUUUUUUUUUGUAAAUAUAAAACUUGGAUAAAUGUUGUUUGUCAGAUUCAAAGUCAAGAAAGGUUUGUACAAGUUCAUUCAUGUUGAAAGUUCUCUCAGGUUAUGCAGGUUUUUUCAUCAGCAGAGAUCCUCCAGCAGAUGUUGGUUUGUGUUUCAGAUGGGCCUUCUGCUCGACGAGGUGAAAUGAAGACCAAGUCUGUAGUGGAGGGAGAAUAUGUCACGUUAGAUCCUGGUGAAAUAAACCACCCAAAUGUUGUGAUGACUUGGUAUUUUAAUGAGACUCUCAUCGCUGAAAUCACUGGAGAUCAGAGUGAGAUCUGUUCAGAUGUUCAGUGUAAAGAGAGAUUCAGAGACAGACUGAAGCUGGAUCAUCAGACUGGAUCUCUGAUCAUCACAGACACCAGAACCACAGACUCUGGAGAAUAUAAACUGGAGAUCAGUAGCAGUAGUAGCGGUGUUGUUGUCACCAGUUUAAAGAGCUUCAGCGUUUCUAUCACCGUUGCAGGUCUGUCUGCAGGUGGAAAAGCAGGAAUGUGUGUUUUUGCUGUCCUGCUGAUUAUAACUGCAUCUGUUUGUGGGUUUUAUUUCUACAAGCGUCGAGUAAAUAAAAAAGACAUCGGGACACAGCACAAUGAUCAGUCGAAGGAUGUUCAUGGUGGUCAGAGUGGGACUCCUCUGAUCAAUGUUACUCAUGAGAGGUCCUCUAAUCACACUAAUGCUCCAGAGGAGAACACUGCCAGUGACUAGUCAUCUAAUCACACUGAUGCUGUAGUGAAGAACACCACCAAUGACUCGUCCUCUUAACACACUGAGAUUGAGCCUGUGGCUGCCAGUGAGACUUAACAUUACUAAUUAUAACUGGGACCCCCAGUUGCUCCUAUAUCCAGCUGCCCACUGCUCCGGGUGUGUGUUCACGGUGUGUUCACUACUCACUGCUGUGUGAGUGCACUUGGAUAGGUUAAAUAAGCACCAAUUCUGAGUAUGGGUUACUCAGGCCAUGUUUACACUUGGUAUUAAGGCUGCAUUUAAACUGUAAAAGCCAAAUUUGGAUCUUUUGACUGUAUCCACAUUUUUUUGAAGGCCCCGCUUAGUUAUGUAAACCUUCUUUCUAUUAAAGCAGCUCUAUGUAACUUUUUCUUUAUUCAAAAUUUGCACAAUGUAUAUAAUGAUAAAAGUUUUUGUCUUAUUCCGAAUCAUUACGGUACACUUAUAAUAAGUGCUUAUGUUUGGACUAUUGUAGCCUGGUCGGGUCGUCACCUCUGUGGAGUAACACAUGCCUGAGUGAAUCACCAUUAGACAUAAACUUAAAGAAGUGGCUCCAGUUAUAAUGUUUUUCCAUGGGAUGCGUGCACUUCUGUUUAUUAACCGCUAGAGUGCCAAAAGUUACAUAGUGCUGCUUUAAAAGUUACCUGUAUCUGAUAUCUGCAUUUCCACUACAAGGCCUUUACUUGAAAAAUGCUUAAAGUUUACACAGUUGUCAAGGAUGUGCAGAGCGAAUGUGGACAUCAUUUCAAAAGUCUAUGUGUUGGUCCAUUUACACGUAAACACAAGCCUGGAGUUUUCAAACUAAAAAUGGGGUCUGCAGCAUUUUCCAAAGCCUCUGUCUAUUCAGAGGAUCGAAAAACGCCAGAGUAGUGUAAACGACAGGCAUAACCUUAGCUAAAGUUAUGUAAAACAAAAAUGCAGUAGUGCAAACAGGGCCUUAGAAUGCUGACAGUUUCUAUAGCAACUGGGACAGCCAGCAGCUGGAGUGAUGCAAUGACUCUACAGAUGAGCGAUUGGCUUUUUUAUUCAGAAGACACUGUUUUUGUCGAUAGAGUGGCCAUAUUGGGCAUUGCAUUUUUCCCUGUUCAAAACUAUAUGAGUGACACAUCUUGUGUAUUCUAUAGUCGUUGGUAAUAUCCGAUCUGUGGGCUUACAUGGCAGGUGCAUGCACAGAUCUGAUUCAUAUCAGAUUCAUCUUCACAUAUGAAUGUGGCCUGAAACCAAUCUGAGGGUAUCCGAAUCCAUGUCCAUCAUGGGUCACAUCCUAUCUGUACCAAAUGAGAGGAAAAAAAAUCUGAAUUGGGUGAUUUGAAUCAUGCAGUGUAAAUCUAUCCUUAUAAAAUGUACUUUGGUCGAUCGGAUCACAAGUUAGAUGAGGGAAACAUUCCUGUUCAAACUUGUCUCUUCUGUCCACUUUCGACCACUUCAGUCCUGAUUUCUUUUGAGAGGACGGUCUGUGGGCCUUUUCUGAACCUUUCAGUCCUGUUGAAGUGUUCUGUUAAUGGCCCGUCACAAUCUAAUCUAGAACUCGGUACUCGUGCAUUGGUUACUCCCAUGAUGGCACGUCUAUUUGACAUCUGUUUUUACAUCUGCAAGACUUGAACAAAUUAAUCUGUCACAUUGUGUCAAAAUACCCGUCUUGGCGAGUAUCCUCAUAAACAUUCUGUUAAGUCUUAAAAGAACAUAAACAGCAAGAAAUCACCUGUAUCAUUAUUAUAGAUCCACUCAGUCUUAGUGACAGCUGUGACAUUAAUGUGAUUUAAACAACAAAAGACCGAGUGAAAGUCAUUCUUAGACCUGACUGAAGAACUUCAAGCACUGGUUUUAUUUUCUAUAUUUGUUCUAUUGUAUUUAUUUGUGCCAUUGGUUGUGAUUUGUUUAUUUGUUUUUAUUUUAUUACUUGACCUCACUUGAGAUGUUACAAAAAGGUUAUUUAGUUAACAUUAGUUAACAAACUAAGAAUGAACAAUACUUCUAAAGCGUUUAUUUAUCUUAGUUAAAAAUGUGAUGUGGACUGAAAUACUGUCAAACUAACAAAAAGUGUACCAGACUGACAUGCAUACAUAUGCAGCGCAUUGGCCCUCCAGGGCAAGAUAUGAAUAACCCUGGUUUAUAUUAUUGUAUUGAAGUUGCAGCAUUGUCAAAAAACGACACUGAAAGACCUAUAAAUGCUUUGACAUACCAGUUAUUAUAUCACAUUUGAGGACAUGCAUUUAUAGCUGCCAGCAUUGGCUGUUUACGAUUAAAUGUCGCCCAGAUGUGCGCACAGCUGCAACAGAAGAGAUGCAGAAAAACUGAUGCUGCAAGUGUUGUUAAUUUAUAUUGUUGAUGUUAUUACAAAAGACUGAUAUUAUGUUGUUAUAGUUUUUUUGUUCUUUACUUAUCCAGCAUCUAACCAAGCAAGCUGCCAUUAAGAAGAACCGUAUUUAUACAAUAACACCAACCAGAGUUAACCAGCUUGAGAAAUAAUUUACUUCAUUACAUUCUGUAUGCAUGAACGAUGAGGGUUGUGUCUGAAUACUGAAAUAACAUGUGAAACACCUAAUGCCUUUCUUCUCAGGAAAAGUGCAACAGCACAUGAUAAAACAACAACAAAUAGUCGUUUUAUAGUCUUCAUGCAUUUUAUAUAUAUGUUUUUUGUAUUUUUUGCAUUGUAAUUGUACUUUUGUACUUUUAAGUUUUUGGAUGUUUUUAUACGUUUUAUACAAUUGUAUUUUUCUGUAAUAAAUGAAAUUAAA